AUGAAUGUGAGGCUCUUGAUAAAAUUUUGUUCUUGUUUUUACAGGGUAUAUUACCUGUUAAUUUGUCUCAGAAGAAUGACUCCUUUUCCUCAUUAACUGCAGAUUUUGGACAAGGAAGAAGUAGACAAAGUGAAAGGAAGCAGGGAUAUACCUGAUAUAAAGCCUGGGUGUAUUGUCCAACUCAAAGUGGUAGGUCUUUAGGACGAGAUAAUUCCAUUUUUAUGAGUGACGAGGGUAAUAUCCGGCCAUGAACUUAACCCUCUAGGUUUUCGGGUGCAGGAAGUGCCAGAAAAUAAGUCCCGGGUGUCAGUACUGAAGGGCAUUGUGAUUGCUAGGCGCAAUGCUGGCCUGCAUACUACAUUCCGACUACGGAGAAUGGUAGCAGGUGUAGGAGUGGAGUCCGUUUUCCCUCUGUAAGUUUGGCUGGCUGCCUCAUUUUUCACGAAUAUUUAUAUCCCCUAGGUUUGUUCUGCUCACAGUUGAACCCCAUUUUGUGUGGUUGAAAAAAACUUUAGAGAAGAAAUAUUAGGAAGUCGUUUGUACAUUUACGAAGACAUUGCUUUGAAAUAAUGGCAACAUAGUGAGCCAAUUAUACAUCACUCGGAUACCAUGAAAAUUAGGUUUUAGGAAGCCACUAAUGGCUGUUUCGUUGCUGAAGGCAAGUAGCCAAAAGCCAUAAACAUGAUGAGAAGAUAGAUAGUCUUCGCAUCUGAUAGUUCCUUGGUUCAUCCUCGGUGAGCUAAGCGAUGUCCUUGACUGCCACAUGUGGAUGAUGGCUGUACGAUCCAAAUGAAUAUGAGAUUUUGUCUCGGAUUUAUCUUCGCAAUUGCUCGUUGUAUGUGAACAUGAGGAUAUGCGUUUUUCUUGUUCGUGAACAAUAGUUAAUUACUAUUUUUGAUAAAAAAACUGGUAUUGAUAAUUUUUGUGAAAGAGAUGACUGUUCAAUCUACAUGAAUGUGAGAUUUGGUCUGGGAUUUAUCUUUGUCAUUGUUUCUAGUACGUGAACAUGCAGGUAUGCUCUUUUUUUCUAUUCAUGGAAAAUAUUUAAUGACUAAUUUGCAUCAAAAAUCAGUAUUUGAUACGUUUUGCUUAAAGCGAUUUGGAAACCUUACUACUUAUAAGAGAAUGAGGUUUUUGGCUGUGAUGUGGCUAACAUAGAAAGAUCCAUUGUUCUGCAUUGGGUGCUUUAUUUCUGAGAUUGGGUUGGAUCUUCAAUGCGUCUGCUAGUCUUUUAUUGGGAUCAUAUUAACCUGGGAAAGUUAGGUGUAUUCUUCUUAAUCAGGUUGAAAUAUGAGUGAGACGACCUUUUUAAAAAAAAAUAAAAAAAUAAAAAAUAAAAUAAAAAUCAGUGAAGGCAUCCCCAGUAAUUUCGAAUAUUGGGCUGAAAUAAAUAAUCACCGAAUGGCUCGACUCCAUCUUUUAUUAGAUAUUUAUUACAAAUAUGAUCUAAUCCCCAGUGUAGGCCUUCAUUUGGGUCCUUUCUAAUGCGGAAAACCAUGCUCUCCGGAAUAAUUUUUUUUUUGAUGUUCUUCGUUCAUUCGUUCAUUCAUUCAUUCAUUCGUUCAUUCAUUCAUUCAUUCAUUCAUUCAUUCAUUCAUUCAUUCAUGGUCAGGUACUCCCCGAACAUCAAGGAGAUGAAGGUGCUGGACAAGAAGGACGUCAGGAGGGCGAAGCUCUAUUACUUGAGGAACAGGAUGAAUGCUCUGAAGCACAAAUGA
Messenger RNA from Spirodela intermedia, 1718 nucleotides. NCBI's taxonomy places the organism in Eukaryota, Viridiplantae, Streptophyta, Magnoliopsida, Alismatales, Araceae. The record is from the annotation of a GenBank genome assembly.